Messenger RNA from Acanthamoeba castellanii str. Neff, 1410 nucleotides. RefSeq names its product Fbox/LRR-repeat protein. The record is from RefSeq and is a predicted model, not a curated record. Gene Ontology annotation, cellular component: SCF ubiquitin ligase complex. NCBI's taxonomy places the organism in Eukaryota, Discosea, Longamoebia, Acanthamoebidae. Gene Ontology annotation, molecular function: protein binding. Bases 1 to 1410 code for a protein of 469 amino acids. Gene Ontology annotation, biological process: SCF-dependent proteasomal ubiquitin-dependent protein catabolic process. The transcript is spliced from 7 exons.
AUGGAGCAGAAAGAUGGCGAGGGAGCUGCAGCGCACGAGCCGCAGUGCGGCUUUCCGCCAGAGGUGUGGGGGCACUGCUUUUCUCUCCUGGAGGACGUGUGCUCUGAAUGGGCGCAGCUGGCCUGGCGGGAGUGCCGCACUCUGAACCUGGCCCGUUAUGCGGAAGCCAUCACUGGAUCCCCGUCGUGCUUCCUCUUUGGCGAGGAGGGGCUCCUUCAUCGUUGCAAGAAAGUGGAAGAGCUCAACCUGCGUAAGGCGCGCAUCGGCAACACUCAAAUCGAACGCGUGCUCACCUAUUGGCCCACCCUGCGCCGCCUCAACCUGAGUUGCAUUGUCAGAGUAAACGGAGUCACGCUGGGGUUGAUCGGCGCUCACCUGGGCUCGAGGCUCACUCACCUGAGCCUGGAAAGCUGUCGCAAGCUACGAGACUCCAGCUUCGUUGAGGUGCUCAACAUCCAGGGCCUGGACAAGCUGACCGACGCUGGACUCGCCCACCUCGCGGCCAACAACACCGAGUUGCGGGACCUGGACAUGCAGUCGUGUUCCGCCGAGAUCACAAGGAAGGCCAUCAAGAAGCUGGUGCGGCGUGCCUCGGGUCUCCGCAGGCUGAUACUCAAGUUCUGCCGUCCGGUCGACGAUAGCGUACUGCGCGUGAUCGGCGAUUCGCUGGGCCCAAGUCUGGAGGUGGUCGAAUUUCAGGGCUGUCCGUCGGAGCAAAUCACUGAUGCCGGCGUGAUUCACCUUGUGUCGCGCUGCCACCGACUGCAGAGAUUGAAUCUGAUCGGGCUGAGACAGCUGACCGACGCUACUCUGGCGGCGGUCGCUCAGCACCUCGAGUACGUCGUGGAGCUGGAGAUGAAGGAGUGCACCGGCAUCACCGACGAGGGCCUCCGGCACCUGGCGCAAGGCGCCAACCACCGCCUCUGCACAUUCAACUUUGAGUUCUGCCACGAGAUCACCGACGUCGGCAUCGCCGAGCUGUGCGCUCUGGCGCGGUCGCGAAAGGAGAAAGCCGGGGGCAGCAGCUACACCCCGGUUCGGAUCCUCAACGUCGGCCACCUGCCCCGGCUCACGGGCCGCUCCCUCGCGCUCAUCGUACAGGACAUCGCCGCCGACCUGCACUCGCUCAACCUGUCCGACUGCGCGCUCAUCGACGAAGAAUCAGUGCUGGCGGUGCUGCGGGCCUGCUCUCGGCUCAAGGUGAUCAAUCUCAAGGGCCUCCCGCUGCUCACUGACCGCGUGCUGGAGGACAUCCUCGCCCACGACUGCUACGCGUUGGAGAAGCUGCAGGUCGGCGGGCACGACAACAGCUUCACGCGGGACUGUCUCGAUUCCUUCGUCCGCCGUAAGCGGCCCGGCGUGGUACUCAACGUCGCCUCACUCCUCGCGCUCCAACACGCAGCAACGUAG